Molecule: messenger RNA, 1599 nt
Organism: Fusarium coffeatum
Lineage: Eukaryota; Fungi; Ascomycota; Sordariomycetes; Hypocreales; Nectriaceae
Exons: 3
Coding region: 1-1599 (532 amino acids)
Biological process (GO): secondary metabolite biosynthetic process
Molecular function (GO): monooxygenase activity; FAD binding
Source: RefSeq, a predicted model, not a curated record
AUGCAGCUUGGAGACAUGGAUAAGCCUCACACCAAUGGUUCGGCUACUGCCAACCAGCCUGUCAAUGGCGACGACACCAAUGGCAUCGCUAUCAAUGGUGAUACCCAUCCCAAACAUACCAAAACGUACGAAGAGAGGGCCGAGGACUCUAUCAAAAGAGAAAUCGAUCUUCAAGUCAUGCGCUACCCAGAAACUGGCAUCACAGUUCUCAUCGCUGGUGCUGGUCUGGGAGGUAUAACCUGCGCUCUCGAAUGCUGGCGCAAAGGCCAUACCGUCCGUGUUAUAGACCGCAGCCCUUCUCCCGUCUGGACAGGCGACAAUGUCCAGAUCCAACCCAGCGCAAUUCUUCUUCUUCGACAUUGGCCUGACAUGGGCUAUGAGAUUGAGGAGAACCAGUAUGAUGUCGCUAUGUCAUACUACAAACAGACCGGCGAGAGGAUCUGGGGUCCUGCACCCCCCAUGUUCAAUGACCCCGAGAACCUGAAGGGUCGACGUGGCUUCCCGUCUGUCAAUGCGCACAGUCGCAUUAAACUGUACCGCGCGUUCCUGCGACAGGCAGAGCGUGUGGGAAUCAAGGUAGAAUGGGGCCACAAGGUCGUUGAGUACUGGGAGGAUCUUGAACAAGGCGCUGGUGGUGUCACCCUUGAGAAUGGAGAGAAGAGGACUGCUGAUAUCGUUGUUGCCGCCGAUGGGCUUCGUACCAAGUCGAAUACUAUUGUUCCGAUGCCUGAGACGCUGACGACGAGUGGAAAGGCGAUUUAUCGGGCAGGUUAUCCGGUCGAGUAUGCGCUUAAGGAUCCUCUUGUUAAGGAGAUGUGGAACUUUGAUCCUGAGGGACAGCCUAUUUGGCAGUUUUGGCUUGGAAAUGGCUCCCACAACAUGAUUGCGCUCACAAAGGAUAUCGCGUUUUGGAGCUUCAUCCACUCGCACGAUGAAUCUGCCAACGAGUCCUGGGUUCCAGACGUCGACCCAGCCGAAGUCAUCGCCGCAAUGGAAAAGAACAACGCCGUUCAUCCAGCCGUAGCAGCCUUCAUCAAAACAGCCCCCAAAGGCUCCGUCGUAAACUGGCAACUCAAGUUCCGCGACCCCCACGAACAAUGGACAUCCCCCGGCGGUCGCGUCGUCCAACUUGGCGACGCAGCCCACGCAUUCCUACCAACCUCAGGCAACGGCGCAACUCAAGCUAUCGAAGACGGCAUAACCCUCGCAACAUGCCUCCAACUCGCCGGUAAAUCCCAAGCCGCCAACGCAACCAAGGUAUACAACAAACUCCGCUUUCAGCGCGUCUCAUGUGGUCAGAAGAUGGGUUUCGUGAACCAGCAGCUCAAGCAGCACACAGACUGGGACGCCAUUGCCAAGAACCCUGCCCUGAUCAGAUCGCGAUAUCCGAAGUGGGUUUGGAGCCAUGAUGCUGAGGCGUAUGCGUAUGAGAAGUUUUGUGAGGCUCUGCAUCAUGUUUUGAGUGAUGGGAAGAUUCCGUUGCAUAAUACGAAUUUUCCACGGGGACAUAAGUAUAGGCAUUGGACGAUGAAGGAGGUGCAGGAGCAGAUUAAGGUGGGGCAGAAGUUGGAGGAUUUGCAAGAUGGGGAUUGGGCUUAG